AUGGAAAAAUUCACAAACAUUUUCAUUGCGUUUCACCUAUCAGUAUUGAUUAAAGAAGUAUUUUGUGGAUCAGCACAGCUUGAAAGUCAACUAUACGAAGAUCUACUGUAUUAUUAUAAUAAAAUACCACGACCUGUCAAAAAUAGUACGGAUAUUCUUACGGUUAAUGUUGGAGCGUCUUUGAUUCGAAUUAUUGAUGUGGACGAAAAGAAUCAAAUACUGACAACAAACCUUUGGCUGGAAAUGCAAUGGAUUGAUGCUAAGCUAACCUGGAAUCCAGCUAAAUAUGGUGGUCUUAAAACGCUUCAUAUUCCGAGUGAACUCAUUUGGACGCCAGAUUUUGUCCUGUACAAUAAUGCAGCUGGUGAUCCGGACAUAACAAUUUUUACUGAUGCUCUUGUGGCUUAUGAUGGUCGUGUUUUUUGGCAACCACCUGCCAUCUACAAAUCUUUUUGUCCGAUUGAUGUUACAUGGUUCCCAUACGAUUCACAAAACUGUGAAAUGAAAUUCGGUGCUUGGACGUACACGGGUUAUGCCGUUGAUCUUAAGCAGUUACCGAAAGAUCAGGUGGUGAAUGGUACUGACAAUUAUGGUCAGGAUGUGGAAACCAUGGAAACUGGCAUGGACUUAAGCUUUUUUUAUCGGUCAGCCGAAUGGGAUUUGCUGUCAUUGUCAUCGGCACGACAUGCAGUAUUGUAUACGAGCUGUUGUGGACCCGAGAAAUACGUUGAUAUAACUUAUUAUUUUGUUUUACGUCGUAAAACGCUCUUCUACACAUGUAAUCUGAUCGUGCCUUGUUUUCUCAUCUCAAUACUAACUACAUUCGUCUUCUAUUUAUCCGAUCAUAAAAUUACAUUCUCGAUCUCGAUUCUAGUCACUUUAACAGUUUUCUUCUUGGUAUUAAUCGACAUAAUGCCACCAACUUCAUUGGUCAUUCCAAUGUUUGGCAGAUAUCUAAUAACGACAAUGAUCCUUGUCUCACUUUCAACAGUUGUUUCUGUAAUCACUGUUAACUUCCGCUUCAGAAGUGGUUCUGUACAUCGAAUGUCUCCCUGGAUACGUUCUAUUUUCCUUAACUUCCUGCCAAAGGUAUUAUUCAUGUCAAGACCACGUCAGAAGCAAAAAAUCGAUCCUACUGUAAACACACUAAUAGAUGCAAGCUCUUUGGUUGGUAUUGGUCUUACAUCGAGUGGAUGUGCAAUUCGAAGUUCAGUAGUUGCAAAUCGUUUGAGAUGCAGCGGUGAACGCGAACAUAGUGAAGAAUCAACGUUGAUGAACAACACAUCUUUCGAUUGUCGUCCGUCAACGUCGAAAUGCGACUUCAAACGAAUGCAAUCACGCAGUGAAAAACAACGAUGUUAUCAUGCACAGAAUUACGACAAAUCGUUUGACUUCAAACGAAAUCCAUACGGACUCAACUCAUACGAACUACUCAAAUCACGACCAAACAAGUCAUCCUCAUCGUCAGCUGCUUCUACCGCUGAACAAAAGCGCUCUACUUCGAAGCAAACAACCAGAGAUCGUUUCACGUCUUCAUCGUCGUCACCGCAUGAUACAGUUUUAUUCAAUUUGUUGCAACAAGUUCGUUUUAUCGCUGAACAUUUCAAGCAUCAAGAAGAUGAAACAGAGAUCUCUGAUGAUUGGACGUUCGUUGCGAUGGUAUUGGAUCGACUGUUUUUGAUAAUAUUUUCAAUACUCAACGUUGGCACGUUUUUGAUCAUUUUAGAAGCGCCGUCAAUUUAUGAUAAUCGUGAACCAAUGAACAUCACAGUAGCAAGUAAACCUCUUGGACAAGGGAAUGUUCUUAGCACUUCUCAAAGUCACAGUCGUUUUUGA
Anisakis simplex (herring worm) is the source of this 1836-nucleotide messenger RNA. The record is from the annotation of a GenBank genome assembly. Lineage: Eukaryota; Metazoa; Nematoda; Chromadorea; Rhabditida; Anisakidae.